Trametes versicolor FP-101664 SS1 is the source of this 312-nucleotide messenger RNA. RefSeq lists its product as uncharacterized. The transcript is spliced from 2 exons. Lineage: Eukaryota; Fungi; Basidiomycota; Agaricomycetes; Polyporales; Polyporaceae. The annotation marks the transcript as partial. The record is from RefSeq and is a predicted model, not a curated record.
CCAAACCUCGUCGACAUAAUCCCCGCCAUGGAUCGCAUAGACGGCCAGCUAUCAACGGACGUGCUCAACCACAAGUACCGGCCAUCCGUUCGUGUCGCUGCGGCACUCGGGAAGAAGACUUUGAACAAGUAUUACGAUUGGACGGACAGGAGUGAGCUCUACAGGAUUGCUAUGAUCCUCCAUCCCGGGCAUAAGCUCGAGUACUUCCGGGACAACAAGUGGAGUGACGAGUGGAUUGAUGCUGCCAAGGAUAUCACUCGAGACGAAUAUGAACGUACGUAUGCUGGCCAUGUUCGUCCGGUCAAACCCCAG